UCAAGGGGAGGGAGUUUUUUUUCUUUCAAAAAAAAAAUUAGGGUUUAACAGAUUUGAUGGCAAACGAAGGAGGGUCAAAGAAUUUGGAGGGGAUACUGAAAUGGAGUUUAGCUCACAGUGAUGGGACUCGUCCUUCUCGUGAUAUAAGUGAGGAGGAUAAAAGAUGGUUCAUGGAAGCUAUGCAGUCUCAGACAGUUGAUGUGGUCAAAAGAAUGAAACAGAUUACUCUUGUUAUGAAGACUCCUGAGAAUGUAUUGGAAGAACAAGGUGUUACUUCUGCAGAGAUAGAAGAUAUGUUGGAUGAAUUGCAAGAGCAUGUUGAAUCCAUUGACAUGGCAAAUGAUUUGCAUACAAUUGGUGGUUUAGUCCCCCUUCUUAAACACCUGAAGCACUCGAGUGCAGGCAUUCGAGCAAAGGCUGCCGAGGUUGUAACGACCAUAGUUCAAAACAAUCCUAAGAGUCAGCAACUUGUAAUGGAAGUGAACGGUCUAGAACCUCUGCUCGUUAAUCUUACCUCAGAUCCCGAUGUGACUGCUCGAACCAAAGCUCUUGGUGCAAUAUCUUCUUUGAUUCAACACAACAAACCUGGAGUUACUGCAUUCAGGCUGGCAAAUGGUUAUGGAGCGUUGAGGGAUGCAUUGGAUUCAGAUAAUGUUAGAUUACAAAGGAAAGCUCUCAACUUGGUUGAGUACCUGCUACAAGAGAACAGUUCAGAUUGCAAUGUGAUAACAGAACUAGGAUUUCCUCGUACAAUGAUGCAACUUGUGUCCAGUGAAGAUGUAGAGGUAAGAGAAGCAGCACUCGGGGGUCUUCUUGAGCUUGCUAAAGAUGAACAAUCUCGGACCAGCACCAGCAGUGUCGCCAGCAGAGACAGUGAAAUGUUGAAACAAAUACUUGAGCAUAGAGUUAAAGACAUCAGUGCAAUGGCAAAGGAAGAGCUCGGUGCAGUCACUGAAGAAAGACGCCUAAUUGACUUGUUAUGGAGCGUUUGUUAUAACCAGCCAUCCUCUCUUCGGUAGAAGGGUUUACUCGUUCUUCCAGGUGAAGAUGCUUCACCACCUGAUGUUGCCAGCAACUUCUUCCAACCUCCCCCUGCAAGCCUUGACUGUAGAUACUAAAAGCACAGGUCAGAGGAAACAAGAUAAGAAGAUAAACCGCCUCUGCUGUAGAACAGUUACAGUUUGCUUUGGGGUCAUGGGUUUUUUCUGGUAUUACUGAUAUUAAAGAAUGUAAUCCCAGUAUCCUGUAACCUUUUGCCUUAAUUUAAAAAGAAAAAAGAAACCAUGCAACCAACUUUGCAUA
This is a messenger RNA of Papaver somniferum (opium poppy), 1302 nucleotides long. Its product is annotated as hsp70 nucleotide exchange factor fes1-like. Gene Ontology annotation, molecular function: protein binding. The record is from RefSeq and is a predicted model, not a curated record. Lineage: Eukaryota; Viridiplantae; Streptophyta; Magnoliopsida; Ranunculales; Papaveraceae. The coding region runs from base 57 to 1019 and encodes 320 amino acids. The transcript has 6 exons.